AAUCCGAGUUGGCAGUUGAGAUUAAACGGACUUUCCAUUCCCGACUGGCCCCCUGGGUGGGGCGAGAGACUCACCGGAAAGGCGCCGGAGGAUACAGCCAAGGCCCUCUCUGUGCCCUUCCCUGGAGCUGCCGGCCACCAGCACAGCCCGCCCUCUUCAUGGAAAGUCCCGUGCGGUGGCCCCCUGGUGAUGGCAUCCGACAGUGACGUGAAGAUGCUGCUGAACUUCGUAAACCUGGCCUCCAGCGACAUCAAGGCCGCCCUGGACAAGUCGGCGCCCUGCCGCCGCUCCGUGGACCACCGCAAGUACCUGCAGAAGCAGCUCAAGCGCUUCUCCCAGAAGUACUCCCGGCUCCCACGGGGCCUCCCCAGCCGAGUGGCUGAGCCCCACCUGAAAAGGGGGCCUCAGGACCGGCCCGGGAGGCUGCCCCUCGACUCCGGCCCUGAUUCCAGCCCCGGUGGGGGUGGGGGCUGCAAGGAGAAGGCUCUGGGGAGUCCCUACGGGGAGGAGUGUCUUUCUAAGGAGCAGACCCUCCGGGGGCAGAAUCCGGAAGCCGCCAGGCCUGGCCAGGUGCCCAUGAGGAAAAGACAACUGCCCGCUUCCUUCUGGGAAGAGCCGCGGCCCACCCACAGCUACCCCAUGGGGCUGGAGGGGGGACUGGGCCCCAGGGAGGGACCGCCCUAUGAGGGUAAGAAAAAUUGCAAGGGCUUGGAGCCCUUGGGGCCCGAGACAGCCCCGAUGCCAGUGUCCCCAAGGGCACUGGCUGAAAAGGAGCCACUCAAGAUGCCAGGGGUCUCCCUGGUGGGCCGCGUCAAUGCCUGGAGCUGCUGCCCCUUCCAGUGCCACGGACAGCCCCUCUACCCGGGCCCUCCGGGGGCCCUGCCGCAGAGUCCAGUCCCCAGCCUGGGCCUCUGGAGGAAGAACCCCACCUCACCUGGGGAGCCUGGGGAGCCGGCCCCCUUCUGCAAGGAUGUGGAUAGCUUGGGGCAGAAAGUGCACAGGCCGGUGGUGCUGAAGCCCAGCCCCACCAAACCCGCCGUGCCCCCGCCCAUCUUCAACGUCUUCGGCUACCUCUAGCUGGGCUGGGAGCCCUGGGCCUGCACCGCUGGCUGUGGGAGCUCUCCUAGUGCGGAGGGGGCUGGGCAGCGGUGUGGCCUCUUGGGCAUUGCAAACACCCCUUCCCUUUGUGUGUGUUGGGGGAGGGCAAGACCGGGCAGGGGCGUCUCGGGCACUGACGA
This is a messenger RNA of Tupaia belangeri chinensis (Chinese tree shrew), 1238 nucleotides long. It is a transcript of the gene FAM181A, whose product is annotated as family with sequence similarity 181 member A. The transcript is spliced from 3 exons. The record is from RefSeq and is a predicted model, not a curated record. Bases 190 to 1077 code for a protein of 295 amino acids. Lineage: Eukaryota; Metazoa; Chordata; Mammalia; Scandentia; Tupaiidae.